Messenger RNA from Aricia agestis (brown argus), 2015 nucleotides. It is a transcript of the gene Gld, whose product is annotated as glucose dehydrogenase [FAD, quinone]. The transcript has 10 exons. The record is from RefSeq and is a predicted model, not a curated record. Bases 1 to 1917 code for a protein of 638 amino acids. NCBI's taxonomy places the organism in Eukaryota, Metazoa, Arthropoda, Insecta, Lepidoptera, Lycaenidae. Gene Ontology annotation, molecular function: oxidoreductase activity, acting on CH-OH group of donors; flavin adenine dinucleotide binding.
AUGGCGUUAACGUGCGACUGCCCGAUGUCGCAGCCGGGGCCGACGCUAGCGGCGACGUGCGGCGGCGGCGCCUUCAUGCUGUUCAUGGGGCUGCUGGAGGUGUUCCUGCGCAGCCAGUGUGACCUGGAGGACCCUUGUGGACGGGCUCAGUACCGUCGUCACAUGGACUCGGUGUACGACUUCAUCGUGGUAGGCGGCGGAUCGGCGGGCUCGGUGGUCGCAGCGCGUCUGUCCGAGGUGCCGCACUGGAGAGUGUUGCUGUUGGAAGCAGGUUUCGACGAGCCAACCGGCGCUCAGGUGCCAUCAAUGUUCCUGAACUUCAUCGGGUCGAGCAUCGACUGGGGCUACCACACAGAGCCCGAGCCCGCCGCCUGCCUCAACAGCGAGAACAGGAAGUGCUACUGGCCGAGAGGAAAAGUAUUGGGCGGUACUUCAGUGAUGAACGGUAUGAUGUAUAUCCGAGGGUCCAGGAAGGACUACGAUGACUGGGCAGCCGCUGGCAACGAGGGCUGGUCCUACGAAGACGUCCUGCCUUACUUUAUGAAGUCAGAGGACAACAAGCAGAUAGACGAGAUGGACAAAGGCUACCACGCGACUGGAGGACCGCUAACCGUGUCGCAGUUCCCCUACCAUCCACCGCUUAGCUUCAGUCUCGUGAAUGCUGGAGAGGAAUUAGGAUACCAAGUGAGAGACUUAAACGGUGAGAGUAGAACAGGCUUCGCUAUAGCCCAAACCACCAACCGCAAUGGUUCUCGUCUCAGCGUCGCUCGCGCCUUCCUUCGACCAGUGAAGAACCGCCCCAAUCUCCAUGUGAUGCUCAACGCAACCGUCUCCAAAGUCCUCAUCAACCAGACAACUAGACAGGCGUACGCGGUUGAGGUCAUCAACAGUUUUGGACGCACCGAAGUGAUCUUCGCGAACAAUGAAAUCGUACUCAGUGCGGGUGCAGUAGCAUCACCUCAAAUCCUACAGCUGAGUGGAGUAGGAGAUCCCAAUGUUCUGUCCCGAGCCGGCGUCAAAACCAUCCACAACCUGCCAGCGGUCGGCAAGAACCUUCACAACCAUGUCGCCCAUUUCCUCAACUUCAAGGUCAAUGACAACAACACUACGCCUCUGAACUGGGCCACCGCUAUGGAGUAUCUGCUGUUCAGGGAUGGUCUUAUGUCGGGAACAGGUAUUUCCGAGGUCACAGCCUUCAUAAAUACAAAAUUCGCCAACCCCGAAGAGGACAAUCCUGAUAUCCAACUGUUCUUCGGUGGAUUCUUAGCAGACUGCGCUAAAACCGGCAUGGUCGGUGAAAAGUUAGAUGAUGGAUCGCGAAGUGUGCAGAUGUUCCCAGCAGUUCUACGGCCCAAGAGUAGGGGGCGACUGGAAAUUGCCAGCGCUGAUCCAUUCGCACACCCUAAGAUUUAUGCCAAUUACCUUACUCACGAGGACGACGUGAAAACCCUCAUCGAAGGCAUCAAAUUCGCCAUAAGACUGUCAGAGACUAAGGCGCUGAAGAAAUACGGUAUGAAGCUGGACAGAACCCCUGUUAAAGGUUGUGAGCAGUACAAGUUCGGCUGUGACGCAUACUGGGAGUGCGCAGUGCGACUCGACACUGCGCCUGAGAACCAUCAGGCUGGGUCCUGCAAGAUGGGACCGAGAGGAGAUCCUACUGCGGUUGUGGAUAAUUUCUUGCAGGUCCAGGGUAUAGACAGGCUGCGAGUUGCUGACGCCAGUAUCAUGCCAGCAGUAACGUCGGGUAACACCAACGCGCCCACUGUGAUGAUCGGCGAGCGAGCUGCCGACUUCAUCAAGCGACGCUGGCUCGGGGAGACGGAGGCUAAGAUACCCUAUCCAUCAAACGAGGGUGGGAUCUCCAACAUCCUAUCACUCAGCGAGAGCAGAUACCCGGGUUGGGCGCCAUGGGGUUGAUCCUAUAGUCUAAUUCCUACGCCUUGCGCACAUACACUCAAGUUACCACGCACAAGACUGCUUAAUAUCUAGAUUCAAGAAUGGUCGGUUCCCCGCUG